AUGCAUAAUCCAAUUCCUCCUCCUCCUCUUAAUCAUAGUGAAAAUGGAGAACCGCACGAUUCAACGAAACCUGCAGCCAGCAGCUCGCCAAUAUUUCGGGGAAUUGUUUUUGGGUGGAUUACCUUCUUUGCUAUGCUGGCAGUAAUAAUAAUCGGAGGAAAUUAUACUGAAAUAACCGAUUUACACUUUGUAUGGGAUUUGCGUGUUAAUCUGUUCUUAACAGCGGUUACAGUGAUAACAAGAGUUACUGUUACGAUCGCAGGCGUCAUGGUGCCAUCUAUUUUAGCAGGAAUAAUUGCAUUCGACCAAAAGCCAAUAUUACGUGGCACAGGCAAUUCACUUAGUAUAUUAUUAGAAGCAUCAAUAUCGCGUAAUUUGUUUAGCACCAUAAAAUCCUGCCUGAAACCUGGAAAUUUUCGAAAAGUUGCGUUCAUAAUUGCCUCAAUCUUGGUGUGGCAAUAUGCAACAUAUGCAGCAGAUUUAUUUCUGCAUGUUACUGCUAACGGAAGAACUCAAAGACUGCCUGGUCCAGUUAUCCAAAGUAAUAGAACACUUAGCAUUUCAGAUGAUUGCACUGAAGAUUUUACUUAUUCAGAUAGUUGCGGACUAUCUGAAACAGUUGCAACUCAAAGUAUACGUGAUUCAACAAGAGCAUUACGCGUAUACCAAAAUUCGAGCGACACUUUACAAAUAUGGCGUGCUGAUGGUGGUAUUUAUCUUUUACAAUCUGCACCUCCUGAAAAAGCUUACUCAUAUUCAGGAUCAGGUAUAUUUUUAAAACCAUCCUGUGAAGUUGUCAGCAAUAUUUGCAAGUUAACAGCAGUUAGUGGAGCUAGAACAAGUUAUGAUUGUCCUAAAUCAUUAUGGUCAGCUUCUGGUGACUUAUUUAAUACUGCAUAUGUUAAUGUUACAACAAAGUCUUAUAAUCCAGCAACUAAAAAUUACACAGCAUUGAAUCCUAUACACGCAAUAAUUUCCAUUGAAAUUAACGGGGAAAUGCAAAAACAUGACUCUGGAUUUGUACACGAAGUUCAUGCCUCUCUUUAUGCAAUCGUGUUACAUUGUCAAAUGUUAGCACACAGGAUUGAGUAUACUAUUACUUUAGGAUCAUUAGAAGCUAAAUUUUUGUCAAACUUUACAAAUCCGCAACUUUUGGUCAUUGGCUCUGCAUCAAACCGAUGGACUCAACGAGUAGCAUUUGAUACUGAAGAUGUAGCAUGGCAAGGAAACAGCCAAUUAUUCGCUGAUGCUCUAGCACAAAAAUGGGCGCAAGUAACUCUUGCUGCAUUCAGUGGUGCUGUAAAAGAAGGGGAAAAAGGAUAUCUUUAUUAUCCUGAAGUCAAUAAAGACCAAACUAUAGCUCCAUUUUCUUCAGUUAUAGUUUAUCUCCUAGUUAUCAAUUUCCCCUUUUUAAUAUUUGCUAGUUUAGGUCUUUUUUCUUUUUGUGAUGUUAAACGUGAUAGUUGGAUAAUUUCUGAAUUUUUUUGCAGACCACAAAGAUUAUUGUGUUAUUCUUUAAUUGAGAAACAUCACGUAGGUGACUUAUGUUCUACUACUUUGAAAGAACAAGAAAAUCAAUUCGCGAAAUUCGAGUGUCAAGUUGGUUUUAUUGAGGGGCAUUUUGGGUUAAAGAAAUCACAAAAUAUUUAA
Ambispora gerdemannii is the source of this 1650-nucleotide messenger RNA. NCBI's taxonomy places the organism in Eukaryota, Fungi, Glomeromycota, Glomeromycetes, Archaeosporales, Ambisporaceae. The record is from the annotation of a GenBank genome assembly.